AAUAACAGAACAGAGGCGAGCAUCGAACUGCUCCUGAAAAGCCAGCGCCAGUCGCCUCUCGUCUCGCCUUCCUUUUGCGUCAGUGAUCGGAUCGGUUCGCUUCUGGCUUCCUCAUAUCUUCGUCGAACUUCUACUUGAACCUCGACUUUCGGAUCUCAAUCUACCAAAGCGCGUGAGCAAAAUUCAGAAUGAAGCUGUGUUGGAGUUUGGUUAUAGUGGGACUCGUUCUGUCGAUAAUGAUCACCACAGCAACCGCGGAAUCCGAUCUGUGGGAAGAAGAUGACAAGGAAGUUCUCGUACGGACAGUUCGCGCUACCAACGCUCAACGCGGAUCCGGCAGCUCAACUUCGUGCAGAUAUUCCAAAGGUCAAUGGUCAGAAUGCGAUGCCAAGACUAACACACGGACACGCACUCUUAGUCUGAAGAAGGGAGACAAAUCCUGUGAACAGAAUAAAACCAUUCAGAAGAAGUGCAAAAAAGGCGUGGCGGGGAGCACAGCUUGCCGGUAUGAAAAAGGCUCGUGGAGCGGCUGUGUCAACCAAUUGAUGACAAGAAUCGACUCCGUGAAGGCCAAUAGCGAUGCUACUUGCGAAAAAACGCGUCGUUUGACAAAGAGGUGUAAACCUGAGACUAGCGUCAAGAAAACCAAAGGUGAUCGAUCGAACAAACAGAAAGCAGCAGGCAAGCAGUAAAACUCCCUAAGAAAAUCCAUCGUUUCACAUGCCAUUGGCGGCGAUCAUCUUUCACAACGAACAAUGAAAUCAGAUCCUGCUGUUUUCUCAGUGUAAUUAUUGAACCAUCAUCCGACUGCAGAGUUGAAAAAAACUCAAAAAUCAGAUACGCGUAUCCACAGAAAGUCCAACAUCGCAAAAGGAACUUCUGCCACAGGCGAUCAUUGCGAUUAAUCUCAUCGUUCUUAAACGAUCGUCGUCAAUUUUGAGAGCAAUAAGAGUCUGAGGAUUGCUUCCAUUUUCUGUGGCCAAAUAUAUAUAUAUAUAUAUAAAAUAUAUAUUAACUAGUAAUUUCCGGUGCAAUUCGCCUCUUGUCCAUUUCUAUUGAAUAUCCUCUGAGCUCAAAAGCGACGUCAAUUCCCAACUUACCAAGGGCGAUCGUUCUAGUUAUCAUUGUUUAUCCUUUCAUUUUCUGAAAAUAUACGUAGAAAAACACAAAGAUGUGCGGUGAAUUGAUUAGAUACAAUGUUAGAAAAAUCGCCAGAGAAAUUGUACAUUUGUUCGACAGAUCAUGUCGGAGGACUUUACCCGAAAUUCCGUAGAUUCCUAGAGAAUUAAAUCUGAUUCGAGAAAAAGUAGAUUAAAGAGAACUUUAUUGAAGGUGAAAGUGUUCCGACAAGAUUCUGAAAUGGGCAAUAUUAAUAUCAAGUAGUCUUUUUACCAUAUCAAGUUCCAACUCCGGUUUGAUAGCUUUCAUUUCAAUAAGCAUUUAAUUAUCGUUAAGGAAAAAGGAAAAAGUUUGCAAACUGGUCCUCAAGAUUGUAAGAUUUUCAAUUUCAGUAUUUUUGUAUUGAAUCGUUCGGCAAUUUGCUUUUGAUUUAGACACGUUCGAACCUACGAGCAGGCAACGCCGUUGAGCAGGAAAAUCAAAGUCAAGUUGAAUGUAUCAAACGCUUUGCGAUCUUCCAUACAUAAUCGAUUAUCGUUAGAAAUGUAUGAUAUAUAAUUAAUUGAAGAGUGUCUUUUUCAAAGAGCUCCUAUCAAAAGUUCUCAAAAAUUUGAUUUUAUUAAAUCAAAACCGAGAUAAAGAGUCAAAUUAUACAAAAGUUAGUCAAUGCAAGUAGUUUGGUGUUUUUUGGAACACCAGUUCUCAGUCUAGAUCACUUAUACCAUAUCAUCAUCAAAAUAAAAUCUAUUACUAGAAUAAAAUAGUUACCUAUGUUCUGCGAGGACUCUUCCGAUCAUUGUCGAUAGAUGUCUGAUAAAGAUUAAUCAUACUUACUUCACUUCUCUGUGUAGUUUACCAAAUUCCCGUGAAAAGACUUCUCUUUAAAAUUAAAUCAAAAUGAAAUUUUGAUAUUCUGUGCUAGACAACAUUUGAGGCUUUUUAAGGGAACUUUAAAUGUUUUUAAUGCAUUGUAACAUAGGAAGAAUGCUUUACGUGCUUGAUACGACUAGAGAUUGAUUUCGUCGAAUUUUCAAUAGUAGAAGUACUCAUAGACUUUUGACUCUCAUUCUUAGCGAAAAGUGUACGUUAAUAAAAAGAAGACUCGUUCAAUACACAAAAACCGUGUUAAAAAAUAAUAGAAAUUCGGGGCUUUCUGGGGAAAUUUUUUAGACAAUGUACAUCCCCACAUGGAUCGAAAUUUUCGCUAAGACAUUUUGUAAUUAAGCUCGUUAGUUGUAGUCGUCGCCACUCUUAAGUUGUGCAAUUUUAAAUGUUAAGUUUUUGAGGGCGUCACCGCCAGUGACUUCUUUAUAAAUGUACCUACCUAUUUUGCUAUUAAGGCGAAAAGUUCGAACUUAAAAAAUGAAGAAAAAGAAAAAACGGAAUAAAGAAACAACAUUGCUGCGACGAAGACAGUUACUUUUCGAGAUUUUAUAUAGUUAGCGAAAACAAGACGGAAUCCCAUCAGUUUCGAUAUCGUGUAAUCUAGUGAGGAAUUUAAAAAGGAAUUAAAACUUCGAUGCAGACAUUUUCUUUACUAACAUUGUCAUUUAAAAAAAAUGAUGAGAACGUAUCUACUAAACGAACGUGUAACUAUUGCACAUGUAACACAAACCCGAUGUUGUCAAUAAAAAUAAAAA
This is a messenger RNA of Belonocnema kinseyi, 2759 nucleotides long. RefSeq lists its product as uncharacterized. The transcript is spliced from 5 exons. The record is from RefSeq and is a predicted model, not a curated record. Gene Ontology annotation, cellular component: extracellular region. Lineage: Eukaryota; Metazoa; Arthropoda; Insecta; Hymenoptera; Cynipidae. The coding region runs from base 189 to 692 and encodes 167 amino acids. Gene Ontology annotation, molecular function: growth factor activity; heparin binding. Gene Ontology annotation, biological process: mesoderm morphogenesis.